UAAACUAUAUUCAAUUAUUCGCUUGGUUUAUGUUUAUUUCCCUUCUUUUCUUCUGCUUCUACUCUCGACUUAUUUCUCUGUGUUCACUUCAUUUGUUUAUCAAGGCACUACAUUUAGCUGAAUGAAUCUUUUUCAGGAACCGUUUGACACUUUUUUCUUUUUAGAUUAUUAUCACCAUCUGGACAACUUCGUUAAGGAGCUACCUAUAUUUCUAAGCCUCGAUGUCUGAAACCGAAAUACUUCUCAAAGUUCUCAUAAUUGGGGACCCGAAUGUAGGCAAGACAUCGUUUGUUCAGAGGUAUAUUAAUAACACUUUCCGAGGGACAUACAAGUGGACAAUUGGUGUUGAUUUUGGUUUGAAAUUGAUACAAUGGAGCCCGACUGAAGCAGUCAAGCUGCAACUGUGGGAUAUUGCAGGACAGGAACGUUACACAUCGAUGACACGUGUGUACUACAAAGAUGCGUUUGGUUGUGUUGUGAUGUGUGACAUAACACAGUCACAAACUUUCAAGAGUGCAGCACUAUGGAAGAAAGAUCUUGACUCAAAAUGUACCUUAUCUGACAACUCACCAGUGCCAUGUAUCUUAUUGGCUAACAAGGAUGACCUUCCCAUCAGAAGUGUAUCUGAAAAAGACUUGGAUGCCUUUUGUAAAGAACAUAAUUUCUUGGCAUGGGCCAAUAUAUCGGUGAAAGAGAAUCACAUGAUAAAAGAAUCAAUGAAGUUAACAGAU
Messenger RNA from Octopus sinensis (East Asian common octopus), 731 nucleotides. RefSeq names its product ras-related protein Rab-7L1. NCBI's taxonomy places the organism in Eukaryota, Metazoa, Mollusca, Cephalopoda, Octopoda, Octopodidae. The transcript is spliced from 6 exons. Gene Ontology annotation, molecular function: GTP binding; GTPase activity. The annotation marks the transcript as partial. The record is from RefSeq and is a predicted model, not a curated record.